AACAGGUCGGUAUCAGUUUGAGGAUCUUUCAGUCUGUCUUCUGAAUUCUUUUGUUUGCUUCCCAUUCGAAGAACUCCAGGACAAGACAAGGGCUAUUGAAGUUUCUUGGUUUCCCGAUGUGGCCUGCAGGUAAUAAGAUGAUCAGCAUACACCCCCUAAUAGAAAGGCUGAGACCUCUUGUGGGGUCCAGAGGCUGGGACUACUGUGUUGUCUGGAAACUCAGUGAAGAUCAAAGAUCGAUUGUGUGGGUGGACUGCUGCUGCGGUGGAGCUGAUGGUUACUCCCCAAGUGGUGCUGGUGAGGAGUUCCAUUUUCCUGUUUCCCCAAUCCUGCCCCAGUGCAAGGAUGUAAUGGUUCAGCACACAAGAUCGAGUGCCUGUGAACUGCUCUCUCAGUUGCCCUCUUCAUUGCCCCUCGAUUCAGGGAUAUACAAGCAAACUUUGCUCUCUCAUCAACCUCGGUGGCUAAACUUUGCUAGCAGCUUGGACUCAAACAUCCGAGAAGAAACUGUCGGAACUAAGGUUUUGAUCCCAGGGCCCGGAGGUUGUCUUAUUGAGCUUUUCGUCACUAAACAAGUACCUGAAGAUCCACAAACUCUAGAGUUCGCGGUAUCUCAGUGCAGCAUCUUGACGGAGGCUGACAUGGCGCCCAAUAACAACAUGGACUUGAGUUUUAACACAGAUACUGUCAAUUCGAGGUCAGUUUUCAUGGAUAUCAAUGAUCAAAAUGACAGUUUCAUACCUCAGGUUUCAGCAUCCGCAGAAGGCCAAGAAACUCCUCUGGAUCUCCCCUAUGACAUACCGGUUGAUCCGGUCCGCCUAAGCUCGGAGAAAAGGAACACCGGCGUGGCUGAUGAAGUCUACUCAGAGUCAUCCAUGAUGAACAUUGAGAACAUGAAUAUUGAGUUCGUUGAGCCCCUGUCAAAUGCAGACAUGACGCAAAGGACUGGUAAUGAUGAGAAUAAGGACACGGUCAAGACGGAGAACAGGAGAUCAGACUCGGCAUCGGACUGUAGUGAUCAGAACGAGGAUGAAGAGAAUAACAGAAAUGGGAAGCGGGGUCAGUCAAAGAACCUUGUGGCCGAGAGGAACAGGAGGAAGAAGCUCAAUGACCGACUUUACACUCUGCGUGCUUUAGUCCCUCGAAUUUCUAAGUUGGACAGGGCAUCAAUACUCGGAGAUGCAAUCGAAUACAUAAAGGAUCUGCAGAAGCAAGCCAAAGAGCUUCAGGACGAGCUCGAGGAGCAGUCAGAUGUUGAAGAUGGUAGGCAUGUUGGGUCCAGCAGCAACCACAUGCCGAGCCACGGUAGUGGAUUCAACCUCGGGCCUAUGAAUGACCCCGAAAAAGCCCCAGCUGGGUGUGAAUCCUCUAGGCAGAACCAUCAAAAUCCCGAUAACAACACAUUUGACAAGCCGCAGCAAAUGGAGCCACAAGUGGAAGUUGCUCAGGUAGAUGGAAAGGAGUUCUUCGUGAAGGUGUUCGGGGAGCACAGGCCUGGGGGCUUCGUGAGACUGAUGGAGGCUUUGGAUGCACUCGGCUUGGAAGUGACUAAUGCCAAUGUGACCAGCUUCAGAUGCCUCGUCUCCAAUGUCUUCACCGUAGAGAAGAAGGACAGUGAGUUGGUGCAGGCGGAUCACAUAAAGGACUCCCUGAUUGAGUUAACCCGGAAUCCCUCCGCUGCAUGGCAGGGAAUGAACAGAGCACCAAAGACCGCUGCUGCUUCAGGAGAUUCUCUUCGGCAGCUUCACAAUCAACAUCACCACCUCUUCCCUAGUCUCCUUCAAGCCCACCAUUUUCUCAAUCCCCCGCCACCUUCGUCUCCAUCAUUCUAGCUAAUUCAAGCAGUACUUCCUUAAGAAUAAAGAGAGAUUGCAGUUUUCUCCCUCUCAUUAUAUGCUCGUCGGACUUAUCCAUGCAUCCUAUCCCAUGCAUACUAUCAUGUGCGCCCAUGUUCCUUGAGAAACACUUAUAAAUCCAUAUACACACACACCAGUGUAGUAAAUAAAUUGCAGGACUUCUGCUUCGAUUUGCUUUAGUAAUUUUGGG
Punica granatum (pomegranate) is the source of this 2046-nucleotide messenger RNA. Lineage: Eukaryota; Viridiplantae; Streptophyta; Magnoliopsida; Myrtales; Lythraceae. The record is from RefSeq and is a predicted model, not a curated record.